Molecule: messenger RNA, 1855 nt
Organism: Capsaspora owczarzaki ATCC 30864
Lineage: Eukaryota; Filasterea; Ministeriida; Capsasporidae
Product: phosphoglycerate-bisphosphoglycerate mutase
Exons: 1
Coding region: 1-1788 (595 amino acids)
Molecular function (GO): phosphatase activity
Source: RefSeq, a predicted model, not a curated record
AUGAGUCAUCCGCCUCAGGCACCGGCGUCCCUGUCUGCGCUCUCGCCCAUCGAGAUGACUGCUGUGGCAUUCGCAUGCAUUGCUGGCGCCGCGACCGUGGCUGCGAACGUGCGCGCUCUAACCGCAACCGCAGCCACGGCCAGCCAGCUGUCUCGCCCCGUUGCUGUCCGCCCCACCCGCGACUCUGCCUCGUCAACUGCUGCUGCUGCUGCUGCUGCUGCUGCUGCUGCUUCUGGUUCAAGCUCGUCUUCUGGCGAUGGCCGCUGUGCCACUCCGCCCGUGUGCGUCCUCUGCUUGGACGCUGAGCACCAGCCGUCGGACAUGGAUUUGGAAGUGCUUUGCGACCUGCACAGGGCCACAGUGCAACAAGGCGCAUCGUCCAUCGGUCGGACUGCUGAUUCUGGUGCUUGUGACAGAGCGGGGAGCUCAACGACCAUGGUCAUUGUCACUGCUCCGCCCUGCAACAACGACGACCGCCCGCGGUCCCGGCUCGGAGGGCUCCCGGCGACCCUUUCGUCGCUGUUUGCAUUCGUGUCGCGGUCGAAUUCGCGUGCAGGGUCGCAGGCCCCUUCCCGCGCCGGCUCCCCAACGUUUGGCGAAUUCAGCCAGCCUUCCGCCUUGGACGAUCCGCUCGUCGCGGCGACUGCAGCGGCAAAAGCCCAUUCCAACCCGAACGUUGCUGUCACUACCAGCAGUCCUGCAGCGACCAAUGCUGCGUCAUUAGCACCGCCAAAGUCACAAUUACAAUCACAAUCACAGUCACAAUCACAGUCACAAUCACAAUCACACGAGCACCCCACUUCUGCGGGCGCGGCUCCAAGCCUCAGCCACUCUGCGCUCACCCCGGAUUCAGCCACAUUACUCGCUCUGGCACCGGUGGUCCAUCCCAACGACCCGCUGUGCAUACCCAUGACGUUGCCAUACUACCCUCCCGUGUCCUAUCUGCUUGACACGCUCCCACAGCAGCCUCCGCCGCCGACGGCGUGGACCGACCUCUUUUGGCGAUAUGUCGCACGGCAAGUCGACAUGCACCAUCGUCGCUUGUACCGCGAAAAGAGUCCGAAACGCAUCGUGCUGGUUCGGCACGGCGAGUCGCAGGCAAAUGUCGACGCCUCCGUGUAUGCCACGGUGCCAGACAGCCAGAUCAGCCUGACGGAAAACGGCAAGCGGCAAGCCGCGCAUGCUGGUCGCGAAAUCAAAGCCAUGGUUGGCGACGACAAGGUGCUGUUUUACGUGUCGCCGUUUGCACGCACGCGCGAGACCUAUGCCGAAAUUGUGCGCCACUUUGAUCCCGGCCAAGUGUCGAUGCGCGAGGAUCCGCGCAUCCGCGAGCAAGAGUGGGGCAAUCUCCAGGCCCUUGAUGGGUACAAGACAAUCCAAGCCCAGCGCGAACUUGUCGGCGCCUUCUUUUUCCGCUUUUUGAACGGCGAGAGUGGCGCGGACGUGUUUGAUCGGGUGAGCAAUUUCCUCGAGUCGCUGUUCCGCGAGUUUGAGAAUGGCAAGGCCCAGCAUGUCGUCAUUAUUUCGCACGGCCUUGCCAUCCGGCUGUUCCUGAUGCGUUACUUUCGCCUGUCUGUCCAGCAAUUUGAGGCACUCGAUAACUUCCACAACUGUGAGUACGUCAGUCUCAACAAGCGACUGCCUGAUUUCAAGUAUUACCUGGCCAGCAAGCUGCGUACUCGUCCCCGGCGCCGUCACGCCCCUCCAGCUGCUGGCGACAGCGGUGCAGCAACAAGCUCUGCGCCACCACCGACGGCUGGUGGGUUGGAUUCUUACCAACGCGAAUGACAUUCGCAGAUUCAAACGUCGUGAAGUGUCUGUAGCACCAGUUAAAUACAUGUUUAUUUACAAACAA